AUGGAUCCUGAAGGUGGCCGUAAUGGAAGAGCAGAGAAGAACUUCUUGAAAAUGGGCAAAAAAAGUAAAAAAGAGAAGAAAGAAAAGAAACCAACUGUCAGUACGUUUGCAAUGUUUCGCUACUCAAAUUGGCUUGAUAAGUUGUAUAUGUUGGUGGGGACAAUGGCUGCCAUCAUCCAUGGAGCUGCACUCCCCCUCAUGAUGCUGGUGUUUGGAGACAUGACAGAUAGCUUUGCAAAUGCAAGCAUUCCAGGAAACAUAACUUUCAUAAACGCAACUAAUGGAAGUAAUCCAAAUGAAGCAUCUUUCUUCAACAUUCUGGAGGCGGAAAUGACCACGUAUGCCUAUUAUUACAGUGGGAUCGGGGCUGGAGUGCUGGUGGCUGCUUACAUCCAGGUGUCCUUCUGGUGCCUGGCUGCUGGAAGACAGAUACUCACGAUUAGGAAACAGUUUUUUCAUGCUAUCAUGCGACAGGAGAUUGGCUGGUUUGAUGUCCAUGACGUGGGGGAGCUUAACACCCGGCUCACGGAUGAUGUCUCCAAAAUCAACGAAGGAAUUGGUGACAAAAUUGGAAUGUUCUUUCAGUCAAUAGCAACAUUUUUCAUCGGUUUUAUAGUGGGAUUUACACGUGGUUGGAAGCUAACCCUUGUGAUCUUGGCCAUCAGUCCUGUUCUUGGACUGUCAGCUGCUAUCUGGGCAAAG
Molecule: messenger RNA, 702 nt
Organism: Enhydra lutris kenyoni (northern sea otter)
Lineage: Eukaryota; Metazoa; Chordata; Mammalia; Carnivora; Mustelidae
Product: multidrug resistance protein 1-like
Exons: 6
Biological process (GO): transmembrane transport
Cellular component (GO): membrane
Molecular function (GO): ATP binding; ABC-type transporter activity
Source: RefSeq, a predicted model, not a curated record